This is a messenger RNA of Orycteropus afer afer, 534 nucleotides long. RefSeq names its product transmembrane protein 88B (gene TMEM278). The transcript has 2 exons. The record is from RefSeq and is a predicted model, not a curated record. Gene Ontology annotation, biological process: negative regulation of canonical Wnt signaling pathway. Gene Ontology annotation, molecular function: PDZ domain binding. Gene Ontology annotation, cellular component: plasma membrane. The coding region runs from base 1 to 534 and encodes 177 amino acids. NCBI's taxonomy places the organism in Eukaryota, Metazoa, Chordata, Mammalia, Tubulidentata, Orycteropodidae.
AUGAGCGAACAGGAGAGGGAGACGGAGGAAGAUGAGGGAGGGGGCACCUCGGACACAGCACCCAUGCUUCCCCAGAGGGCCCUUGAUCACCAGGCCUCAGCCCUGAUGUCCCCAGGGUGGGCAAGGCUGGCUACACGGGGUCUGGGGACCCUAGUGCUGCCGGGCCGGGCCCUGGCUGGACUCCUGCUCCACCUGCUGCUGUCGGUGAUGGUGUUCCUGUUGGUGCUGCUGCCUGCAGCUGCCGUUGUCUACCUGGGCUUCCUGUGCCACUCCAGGGUCCACCCGGCGCCCCGCCCCCCAUGCCGCACGCUGCUCUCCGACGGCGGCUCCGCGACUCUCAUCGUGUUCGGCUUCCUCUCCCUGCCCCCGCUGCUCGUGCUCGCCUCCGCAGCCCGCGCUUGCCUGGCCCGACGCCUUCACCUGCUGUCGCCCCCUUCUUUGGCCCCCGAUCCCCACCGCCAUUCAGGGUCUGGCGGCGGGGAGCUGAGGGGCCACGCCCUGGACGAGGAGGAACAGUUUUGCGCCCGGGUGUGA